Molecule: messenger RNA, 1361 nt
Organism: Contarinia nasturtii (swede midge)
Lineage: Eukaryota; Metazoa; Arthropoda; Insecta; Diptera; Cecidomyiidae
Product: probable malonyl-CoA-acyl carrier protein transacylase, mitochondrial
Exons: 3
Coding region: 56-1309 (417 amino acids)
Molecular function (GO): transferase activity
Source: RefSeq, a predicted model, not a curated record
UUUGACAUAUCUAUAUAUUGUUUGGUUAAACUAAUCGAAUCGAAUAUAAUUUAAAAUGAUACCGAGCAUUCGUCGAAAUCUCUUAAAAAUACAAUUGAUCGGGGGAAAAGAUUUUAAAAAAUGUCUGCAUAUAACCUCAUCGGUUGCAAAAGAAAGAAAUGAAUCUUCAUGUUAUAGUGACCGUAUACAAACAAUAAAAGAUUUGCUAGAUAAUUCGACAAGUUUUGUUGAAACCAGUCCUAAAGAAACGCAAGAUGAGUGGACAACUUUACCGUACGCCGAAGGUACACUUAUGUCCAAACAAGAAAAACACGAUCUGGGUAGUGUACGAACAAAAGUCGAUCCACGAGAUACUUCAAUUAUCCUCUUUCCCGGUGAAGGAGCUCAAUUUGUUGGUAUGGCAAGGUCGGCGGUGAAUGUUCCUGUUGCCAAAGAUGUAUUCGAUUAUGCGAGCGAAAUUCUCAAGUAUGACUUAUUGAAUCUUUGUAAUAAUGGACCCAAAGUGCAGUUGAAUGAUAUUAGAUACAGUCAUGUGGCCAUAAUGACUGCUUCAUUGGCUAAUUUGGAAAUGCUUCGUGAAGAACGACCGGAUGCUGUGUUAAAUUGUGUCGCAACCGCCGGUUUCAGCCUUGGCGAAAUAACAGCCCUUGUAUUUGCUGGUGCAUUGCAAUUUGAUGAAGCAUUGCAAUUGGUUCAAAUUCGAGCUGAAGCAAUUCAUGCAGCAAAUGAAAUACACAAAGGUGGAAUGGCAACAAUAUAUUAUGGUCCUGAUUCUGAAGUAAAAAAAGCCUGCAUAGCAGCAAAAGAAUGGUGCAUUAAAAACAAAUUUGAAAAAGCCGAAUGUUUUGUGUCAAACUAUAUGUAUCCGAAGUGUAAGAUUAUAUCCGGCAGUGAAGAAGCGCUCCAAUAUUUUGAGGAGAAUCUAGAAAAAUUUCGCAUUCGAACAAUACAACGUAUUAAAAAUGCACAAGCUGCACAUUGUAGAUUAAUGGAGCCGACAAUUGAGCCGCUCAGACAAGCACUCAAACAAAUGAUCGUUUCAGAUCCAAUAAUUCGGGUUUAUUCAAAUGUUUCCGCAAAACCAUACGCGAAUGCAAAACAUAUUGAAAAAUUGUUGCCACAACAAUUGGUGAAAGCAGUAAGAUGGGAACAAACUAUGCAUAAUAUGUUUGCACGAAGACGAGGCGAAUAUUUUCCGCGAACUAUAGUUUGUGGUCCGAAUGUUGUACUUAAAAACAUUUUAUUUCGAGUUAAUCUUAAAGCUUUUCGUCAAUCGAUACAUAUCGGUGAUGUUAAACAAAAGAAGUAGAUUUUAUUAUAAACAAAUUCAAAUAAAGCAUUUAUUAUAGAAAAAACGAAAA